CGGGUCGUGUUUUGCACCCUGGAAACAGUCUUUUGCGGAAUGUGUCGGUCCGCAUUUAGACACCGAAGAUCGAUAUGUAUCUCCGGUCCGCGGUCUUCCAAAGGCGAUGUAGCAGCGCGGUUGAAAUUGUCGGAUGGUCAAUUUGCCGCUGCGGAAUGUAGCUAAUCAGCGCGUCACGUGCGUGACGCGAGCGUUUACUACGACGUUUUGUAAACAGCAAUAUUUAGGCGCUGAGUUCUCUCGGCAGUGACGCAACUUACGCUCGGUGGGAGCGGCGCUUUGCCUGAGGCUCGGUUCAGUUAACGGAAUGCGCGCUUGCUGUGGAAAUGCUGCGGUUUGGCGUGUAGUGGAAGGCCACAGGGAGUUGCGGUCUGCUGCUCUAGCAGCAGCGCCAAAAUCACGGCCAGCGAUGGACCUUAAUUUCAGAGUCCUGAAAGAACCCAGAGGAUUCAUCAGAGUCCUGCAGUUCGUAUUUUCCAUAUUUGCUUUUGCAACCACAUCCGGCUUUGGGACCACGUCAAUUUUCUCGGUGACCUGUACUGGAGCAGCAACCCCAUUCAAAGUCAGUGUCCAGUUUGGGUAUCCAUUCAGGAUGUCCUACUUCCCUUUCCAAGUGCCCCGUUCCUGCCCUAUCACGCCUGACGACCGCAUCCUCGAGACCAUUGAACUUCCCUUCAACUUUGCCAGCAAUGCAGAGUUCUUUGUCGCCACAGGCGUGCUGUCGUUCCUCUACUGUGUGGGCAUCCUUGGCAUUUAUCUAUUCUCCAGCAAGAUGUAUGCAGAGAACCAAACUGUCCCCAUUGUGGACCUGGGCCUGACAACACUGAUGUCACUCUUCUGGUUUGCGGGCUCAUGUGCCUGGGCCCAGGGAGUGCGUGAUGUCAAGUUUUACAUGAGCCCUGACAACAUCCGCAAGUGGCCUGCCAUUGGCAUCUGCAGGGAUGAAGAGAAGGCCCUAUGCGCAUCAGAGUCAAGCGGAAGCUUUGCUACCCUUAAUGUGUCCUUGAUCUUGGGAUUCUUCAAUGUGCUUCUUUGGGUGGCUGGUUGCUGGUUCGUCUACAAAGAGACCAGCUUCCAUGGCCAGCGUCAGCAGCCCCCUGUGGGUGGGGCAGUGCCGCCGUUCCCGCAGUCCAAUGCCCAGUACCCGCCGCAGUCUCCGCCACCAAUCCAGAGCCCAACUUUUGGGACGCAGUACUGAGCCCCAGCGAACAUUAAGCCCAGUGCACCUUGGCAAAACCCCGCGUGUAGGAAGCCGUGCACAGAGGACAGAGUGGGAGAAGCGUGGAAUCGGGGUUGUAGUACACCAAGGCAAGCUGUCCUAAUCUGAUGCUCUAUGACGAGUUUGUUGUUAUAACGUAUAAGAUCAAGAGGAACUGGAAGAUGGGGACUUUUUGACAGCUAGACAUUGUGCGAAGAGCGUCAGUAUGGUGCCAACUGCAUAGACAAAGGGGCGUGGAUGUUGACAAGUCCUCUGGUUGGAACGUCAAUACACUGUGCCAGUGCUCCUCCCUUGCUCUCCUAAGGGCAGAGGUUGGUAUGGUGAACAAAAACAUGCAAGCAUAAGGCAUCCGUGUGUCUUUGUCGGUCCUAUCGCCCCACGUUAUUAGUGCUACAAGCUCGGCGAACUACAUUUCAUGUGUCAGUUCUGAAGGGCCCAAUUGUUGUCUAAUGAAGAUGGCACCAAGGCAAAUUUUAAUGCUCGCAGAUGUGCUUGAGUGAGAAAAUUUUCAUUGAUGUUUGUGUAAGCUUGAUACAUUAUCUCCAAUUGUCGAGAAGAGCAACAUCAUUGCAUUACAUUUUGGCGCUUUGUCUCCUCAAAUUGGCUCUUGCUGUGAUAGCAGGCGCCAUCUUGUUUCUUGUCACCGUGUGUAAAAAUAGGAAAUUGCAAAAAAGAGAGAGAGAGGGGGAAAAAAAAGAAAGAAAAGUGCAGCUUGCCGAGAUGGCCAACAACUCCAUCGAAGUGUUAGAAAACUGAAUUUUGUUGCGAGAAGGCAUUCGUGCCACUUUCCUUCACUUGGGGUUUUGCCAACGUGCUGGUCAUUUGACCUCUUCCAUAGGUUGCCCCAUUACGUUUACAGUGCUUGUUUUGACAUGGCACAUUGAUGAAUUCUUUUCCUUUGAAAGCUGCUAUGCUCGCUGUAAAACCCAUUAGACAUCGUUAUUCCGUUGCUUUAUUUAGGGAAAUGGCACCACACUUGCACAAGUCAGAUGAUGUUUGGCACAUGCGUACCAAGAUUUGAAUGCUUGAGGGCAGCGAAGAUGUGCUAGAUGUAAGCACAUACACGAAAGGUCUGUCUCUCUUGAAGCUUUACGUUUGCCAAGUGAAAUUUACCUUGAAUGUGUUCAUACAUGCAACAAAAUUCUUGCACAGCUAAUGUGCAGCCUGCUCAUUUUAUACAUUUAAUAUUUUUGGUUGUGCUUUUCUCAGGUUCUUUGGCAGACUUAAUGCAUUUUUUUUUUCAACUUUAGCUAGCAGCUGCUGUGACAUUAGCUAGCACAUAUGCGUGUUUUGUGAUCUGCGACACUAGACAUGCAUUAUUAUUAUUUUGUCUCCUAAGUUCCACUCGCUGAGGCCGUUUGUAUAAGGAGGCAGAAAUUUAUCAACUGCCUACUGAGGUAACCAAUGCAUCUCGUUUCACUGUCAUGUGCUAAAUGUUCAGUCUUAAUUUCACUGCAGUCCCUUGUUGAGCUCCAGAAGUUGAGCUUGCAAAUAAGCUGAUUUUUGUUUUGAAUCUCUUGCCCUUUUAUUCUGUGAUGACUUUGGCAUGUUUGUUUGCAUCUACUUUACCAGAUGCCCAAAAUCUUGCAACGUAUGCUCUGUAGUCAUACCUUAUCCCUUAUCCUGCAUUUUUGUUUUCUUGUCCUACUUAUGAUUAGCAUAGUUUCAGCGAGUUACAGUCGUGGUCCUGAAGAAGGUGACAUCCGUAGUCCUUGUUUUGCGCUGUGCAGUGGUAGAAAAGUUUAUUUUUUUUCUUUUCUGUUCGACAUAGCAAUACAAAGCGACUUUGUACGGUGACACGUUAUAGGCCUUGCCUCUUCAGCCACUUAGGUCGCAAGCAUGAUUCACGAUGAUAGCGCAGCGAAAUUUGAGCCUGCCAGUGAAUUGGCUUGCAGAACGGACCUAAUACUUAGGUAUGUGUGUGUUUGUAUACAUUAUUGGAGGGCAGAGAACAGCGUUUCACAGGGCUCUCGGCGUUAGUAGGCUAUUUUCCAUUCGUAAAACUCCCUUAAUUGCAGCUGCAGUUCAUGAACAAGAAUGCUUUUUAGCUGUUGGGGUAGUAGUUGUUCCCUAAUACUAAGUCAGCUUCUGCUAGUACUGGGUUUUCCUGUACGGAGUGAGUUGCAGACUGACUAGUAUUAUACUUAAAGGGCCUCUCACCAGGUCUGGGCAUUGCAAACAGACAAGCUCAGUGUGUAGAUGAGGUGCUGACAAUUGUGUCUGCAAACUAUCAAACAUCCAUGUAGUGCAGAAAUAGCCAAAAUUUCAAAUGACAGCAUGUGUACCCUUCUUCUCAAGGGAGCCCCAUUUUCUGCCAGAGAAUCAAGGUCACAUGCAUAAACACUUAUACAUAAGACGUCACUGCAACGCCUUCAACGUCACUCAUUACGGCACGUGACUGGAAAAUCAUUCAAUACAGAAUGCUCGGAACUGCCACUGAAACUGCGCCGCACAUAAAUAAAGGAAAAGAAGAAGAAAAGGCUGAGCUUGUGAUGUAAACAUGGUGUGAUCCCUCGGGUCUGGUAUGAGAGAAGGCAGGGAAAGUAUAUUGUGAGAGGGCGCUAGUUGAGACAAAGAGAGAGAGUGUCUAUGUUGGCAGUGAAGCUUGCUUCUUGGCAGUAAGUAGUAUUAGUAACAGUACUAAUUGGUUGUUUAUGGAAGUGAUUAAAUGUAAAGGAAUAAAAGGAUGCUGUAACUGUCUAGCACAGUCGCCUGACACCUGAACUGCUGUCCGCAGUAGGGAGGCGGUAGGGGAGUAAAAAGAGAGAGAAUAGCAGAGAGGAUUGAGUAAAGAAUGGAACUCAUGCGACAUUUCAAUUUCUCCUGUUUCUAAUAACGAAGCAAUUAAAAACAAAUCUGAUGGCAAGACGCUCCUUAGACGGCGCUGUACAACUUCCAGUGUAUAACCCAAAUUUUCAAUGGGGCCUGGUGAGGGGCCCUUUGAGUAUGAAAACAGGGGGUGGAACCUCUGCACAAUAAUGAAUUUACCGUGGUAGUGUUUUUGUCAAGAGAAGCUGCCCAAGGCAGCUGACUGUAAAAUGUGUUGUUUUGCUGCAUUUGGGCUUCAAAGGAAGGCAGAUAGCUGCACUUGGUUGAUAGCAAAUCACUAUGGUCAGUAUGUAUGCUUUAGUUCUAACCCUAGUGCCAUAGACAUUUUUGUGACUUCAGAAGCCAGGAUGCAGCCAUCCACGAACUUGGCCUUAUGUGAUUAAUUUGUUUCCUCCGGUGACAGACGUUUUCUUAACUUAUUCAUUAUCUAACUAUCGUCGGUAACUACUAUUGUGAGCUUUUCAUUGCUAUUUUGGUUAGCUUCGGACACUGUACUUUUUAAAAACUGUGCUUUCAUUUAUGGCCUCAGUUGACUUGUAUAUGAAAAAAUCUUGUCAACGUUUUUUACCGGUUAUAAUGCUAGCUGAAGCCCAGUGUACCCGUGACAUUCAGUAUGUUCAGAACAUUUGUGUAAUGCUUUCUCCCAGUUACAACAUUAAGUUCUUACUGUCCCAUGAAAUACAUGUUACCGGGGUUCUACCUUGUUUUUCUUAACACAAAUGGGCACGUUUACACUUUUGCAUUUAUUUCAUUGUUGUGAAGAUCUGGUUGGUCAUCUGGCUAUACUUGAGGGAACGACAUGAAAACUAGCUUGCUUGCAUUUGUUACGAAAUGAGUGUCGUUGAGUUGAUGUAAAUAACUUAUCUAAAUCUGUAUUUAGAGAUGGGGUGUGCUAGCAGUGUAAGUCAAUGUAAUAUUGCAUUGAACAGCCAUGCUAGAGUGGCGCUGCUUUCUGAAAAGCAGAACCCGGGUUUCUCUCUUCUGUUUAUUAUUUAAGGAAGUCCUGCUCAUUGGUCUCUUCAGUUUGACAUCAUGCACAUGUGUACAGUUGAGUUGCAUCGGUCGGACGUUGAUAAGACACCAAACUGGUUUGGGCUGUCAGGUGUUCAGUUUAGGCAUUUCAACGUGCACUGACACCAUUUAGAACCUUUGCAAAUAGUUGAAUGAGAGGGUUUGUUACAUGCAAUGAAGAAUUAGGUGCAUGAGGCACUUGCAUCUAAUAACCCUUUUCUUAUAUGUUCAUGACUGAAAUGUGUUGGCAAAACACUUUCAAAUUGUGUUAUGCAGGCUGAUUGAUUUUCCAUUCAUGACAUUAACAGUUUAUGAUAAGUAUGUUUAAGGGGCCCUAUUAUAUUAAUAUGGUUAAUGCAUGUGAGACUGCCAUGCUACCUUGUAUCGGUUGUGAUUGUCUUAUUUAGGUUUUUCCUAAUGAAGUGAGUAUUUCACUCCAUUUAACCACCUUUUUUUCUUGGUUGUAUAUGUAAUGAAGCGCCAUAGUAGACUUUUGUUGUUUACCUCACAUGUUGCACAUAUAGGUUGCAGAUCGUCACUAUUACGUCAUAUGUUGUGCGACUGUUGUGACGGCCUUGCUAUUAAUGUGCAGUGUACUUAUUUUUCAUAUGGCCCUCUACUGAUGUAAUUUUUGCAUAGAGUGUUAGUUUUCGUUCUGAACCAAGAAAUGUGUUUGACGAAGGAUUUACUUUCUAAAGUAGCUAUUUGGUCGUUGCACCUUGUUACAGAUACUCACAGAUGUACAUUUUGGCACUAGUGAAAAUAUGUCUUUAGUACAACAUUCCAUUUUUGUUUUUUAUUGUGGCAUGUACACCACUGAAGAUCUGAAAAAGUAGCCUCAAGUACAGAGGCCUUUUGUUACCUCCGUUAAUCAACUGUUCAGUUUGACGUUUGAUGAAUUCGUUCAUUUUUCUUUUUGUCCCCGUUUGUGCUAUUUACAAUCUGUGUGAGUGGGGUAAACAUAGGUUGCAGAUCGUCACUAUUACGUCAUAUGUUGUGUGACUGUUGUGACGGCCUUGCUAUUAAUGUGCAGUGUACUUAUUUUUCAUAUGGCCCUCUACUGAUGUAAUUUUUGCAUAGAGUGUUAGUUUUCACUCUGAACCAAGAAGUGUGGUUGACGAAGGAUUUACUUUCUAAAGUAGUAUGUGGUCGUAGCACCCUGUUAUAGAUACUCACAGAUGUACAUUUUGGCACUAGUGAAAAUAUGUCUUUAGUACAACAUUCCAUUUUUGUUUUUUAUUGUGGCAUGUACACCACUGAAGAUCUGAAAAAGUGGCCUCAAGUACAGAGGCCUUUUGUUACCUACGUUAAUCAACUGUUCAUUUUGACGUUUGCUGAAUUCGUUCAUUUUUCUUUUCUUUUUGUCCCCGUUUGUGCUAUUUACAAUCCGUGGGAGUGGGGUAAAACAAGGGCUUGGUUGGAAGCACUAGUUUACUCUCUUGAAUGAAGGAUGUAACGUUCUUCAACAGUAAGUUUAUAUAGGUUGCCAUGUAUGGAAAUCAGGCGACGUAUUGAAUGUGUGCUGACACUUGGUAACAAGACCAACAACCCAUGCAUAUUUCAUUGUCAUGCGUUUAGUUAGUCUCCCAUUUUUAAAAAAUUUCUUGCACUCUGUGUUAGAGAAGCACAGAUGUUACAUUUGUGUGUCAGUACAUCCAUGGUCUAGCUUGUGUAUAGCGCUGUGGCAGCUAAGAGUCUUAACGUCUGUGGAAAAAAAAGAGGGGGGGGGGGGGAGAAAAAAAUGUAGAGGAAGCUGCCAUGGAGAAACUUAUGCAUUGUUGACAUGCACACAUGAGGAGUGCAUUUCUUUUUCACAUAGCUUUUUCAUGCACAUAAGGUUGACAGUGCAAAUGAAGGUGCUUGUGUUUAUUGGUGGUCUUGUUUGUUGAAAGUUCAAAAUCUGGUGCCAUCUGUGUGACACUUGUACAAAGGAGGCAGAUAUAUCCCCUUCUUAGCUUCUUUUACGAUGAGCGUACCCAAUGAACAGCCAGCAAUAAGCAGUGGCUGCCACAUAGGUUUUGUCGGUUAAGUGUACGGUGGUGACCCUGUAUGGGGGCUUCAUUGGUGUUCCUACUGACAGAGAGCUCCUAGAAUCGUGUGCAUCCUGUUCUAACAUGUUACUGUUGCAUCAGAAAGUAUCAGUUAUCUUCAAGACACCCAUAUUCUGGUAGCCAUAUCAUAAUUGGUGGCACCAAAAACCAAGGUGUCACUUUAAACUGCGAUAAUGUGCUUAAACACAAGAAAGGCGUGUAUUGCUGGAGCACCUUUGCUGUAUUUUAUCUUGGAGAGAAAAUUGCACUUGAUUGGCAGAAGUGUUGCUAUGACCAUUAAGUACAAAGUAAACGUUUGCAAAGUUGUUUUGGAUCUUGCAAAAUUCUGAGCACUACAGAGGAGGCUUAACUUUAAACUGUGCCUUCUGGUGGGGUUGCUCAUGAGGAAUGUGAAAAAUUAUAGUUGAGUUAAAGGAAAUUUAUUUUUUUGAAAACAGAGCCAAGUGCCAUUGCAUUAAGUCACAAUUUUCUUUCCUGCAAGUCUUGUAAUUGCCUGUUCAUUUUCAUACCUUGUGCUAUUACCCCAUGGCACUUUGAUGCUUCUAAUGGCUGCCAUACCAUCUGCUAACUCUAAAAUGCUACACCCCGUAUAAAAUGGUGUAAUGGAUAGAUUGUUAUGGUCGGAGUUCUGGACAUACCAAGCCCCCUAAGCAUGCUGUAUCUGCUACUAUUGACAAAAUACAAGACACCCUGUUAGGCAGAGCACGUAAGACUAUUGCUGUUUAGGAACUGUGGUACUUUAGCGUUGUUGUGUAAGAAUGUGAGUGCGUGUGUGCAUGUGAGAAAGUACAGAUGAGUGAAGAAAGUGACAAUUAAGAUAUACAUCAUAUAGCACACUUCUUUUUAAAUAUUAAAUUUUCUUGGGGGAAACUAAGGUAGCAACAAUGGACUACUUGAAGCACCGUGCGGCAUUAGAAUCUGCAGCUAUUUUUCUGUCCUAGCUUAGCGAGUCCUUUGCCCGGUGCAUGACCUGUGACACUGCGAAAAACUGAUGCACCACAGAGUUGGGUGCGGCCAGUAUGCGACAAAGAGAGCCACUGCUUACUGCCACGCACGCUGUGUGCUUUGGAACAUCACCAGGAUUUCUGUGCAGAUCUGCAUUUCGGAGCGCUUGUGACUGCGUUAAAAGUGCUUGGUCGUCCACCUUUCUGCGAUCCUUGCACUUCACUUGUUUCAUGUUGGGUGGCAACAGCUGCCAUCUCUCUGCUGCUUUUGUAUGCCUGCGAGUGCUGUCGUUUCUUGAAUUCCCUGAGUUUUGUAAAACUCUGCUCACAAGCAUGCGUGUAGGGCACACCGGUCGUGACACCACUCGCGUGUCCAAAAGAGCGCACUGCCAGCUCUCUCUUUAGCUAUCUUGCAUGCCUGCUGCUGUUGCCUCCGCUGUCGCGGCUCGCUCGUGACGCCAGUACUCUGCAAACACGUAAAUGGCCGGGAAGAAACAAAGCCCCGAGCGAGCGCGGUGCCAGCCAAACAGCUCUGCCAUCCUAAGGCGACCAGUUCCAGCUGACUGACCAUGAUGUUAUCAAAGUCCUACCGUGCUUCCAUUAUGCCUUGCCUAAUCUCGGCCACCUUUCUGUUCUCGCGAAUCUGUGGCGAGGUUCCUGAGGGACAGGUUCUAUUCGCUCAUUUUGGUUCACGAGAUUUCUUGCUGCUUUCCUCUCAGUUAAUUUCAGGCUGUUUGGAGUUCACGCGUUGAGAGGCUACACCUUGUUGUGGCAUUACGUAAGAGUUACAGUUCAAGUUACUAAUGGUUCAUGCUUGUCAAUUGUACCAAUUCACAAUAGUUACUGUUGAUUAGUGGCAACUGCAAUUUCCAUGGCACACACAAAGUAUCAGGUUGCAUGCACUGUUUGAGACUUUCCAGCUCAGUGAAAGGUACAUUAAGAAGGAAAUAUGUAUUGUCAGAAACUCAAGAUUAUCCAUAAAGUAUCAUCCUUUGUUGCCACAGGGUGACAAGUGCUUUGGAUAUGAACUCUACAUUCAAGACAACUGCCAACUAGAGGAUAUCAAAUGAGGAAAAUGUCUUAGAAAAGUGAAAUGUGAAAAGUUCCUGAGUGGUGUCUACAGCAUGUGGUAAAAAAAAAAAAAAAAGCCUGUCUGGCUGGUUACUUCUGAAUAUGUAUCAAACAGGGGAUUGGGUACAAUUGACUCUCUCGGCUGAAAUGCUGGUGCCCUACACCCUCAAACUUUGCCCAAUGAUGGCAGUUGAUGACAACUCUGUUGGACACUGAGCUUUAGUUCAGUAGUGUCUUGUUUCACCCGAAUUGAAUCAGAAGUACAAGUUGUAUGAUGCAGUACUGCACCAAGAAGGCAGAUAGUUUUGGCUUGAGAAAACAGUGCUGCCAUCUAUCUGGAGAUUAGAAUGCUGGACAGUUUUGUCUGUUUUUUAGAUACAGAUGGCAUUACUGUUCUUUAAAAUGAGAAAAAUCUGGUUUGCGGGCCAGCAUCAUGGCAGAUUACGCUUAGUUCAAACUGAUUCUAGAUGAAAUGAGCUAGUACUGUGCCAAAGCUUCAUACUAUACAAGAAACGUAUACUACCAAGUGCUACUGCUGCGUGAAAUUUGAGCACGAGAGGGCCAGCUGUUCAAUCAGGAGAGCAUAAGAGACAUAACACUUCCUACAUUUGCCUUUUCUAAAGCAUGCUUGAAAGCUACAUGAAAACAAUUUCUUAGCAAGCAGUUUGUCUCUGUGUGUGCAUACAUUUACAAAACUAAAUAUCAAUGACUUGGAAUCUGCAGUGAAACUUUUCGCCAACGCCUGUGUUUUCAUUACUUUGGUUGACAUUUUAUGUGAUGUGAAUGGCAAUCCAUUGGGUGUGCCACUACACCGCAUGCGUAUAUACAGUCUACACAGUAUGUGUCGUGUGUGUGUGUCUGUCUGUCGUGUGCAUGAAUGCCAUAGAAAGAACCAAGUUAUUGCAUGCUGCUUGUCCUUUUUUUGUGAGUCCUCCCAUGCGUGACCAGUGUUCAAAGCUGUCUCAGAGGAACCUGUUACUGUUGACACUCUUGACAGAUGUACAUAGUACAUAAUGUAAAUGUCCAAGAGAAUAUAUUACUGGAAAUAAAGCUUCAAAAUGUGAA
This is a messenger RNA of Dermacentor silvarum, 10190 nucleotides long. Its product is annotated as synaptophysin-like protein 2. The coding region runs from base 308 to 1198 and encodes 296 amino acids. The transcript has 6 exons. Gene Ontology annotation, cellular component: synaptic vesicle membrane; synaptic vesicle. NCBI's taxonomy places the organism in Eukaryota, Metazoa, Arthropoda, Arachnida, Ixodida, Ixodidae. The record is from RefSeq and is a predicted model, not a curated record.